AUGGAUCAAGAACAAGAGACUUACAAUUCAAGAUUGUUUCAUUUCAAGAACAUGAGCGAAAACUCAGCUUCGAGACAUGUUAAAAGCUGGAGCUCAGAUUGCGCCAUAAGAAUGGAUGGCUCAGACAAUUUAGAUGAUGAUGAUCAUCAUGACAUGAUGUUCAGAAGUCAACCCGGAAAACUUAGCAGCGUUGACCGACCGUCUUUGCCUCCAAGCGGCGGCGCAACGCCAAAUCGCAAUGACAAAUUGGUCUCUCCAAGGAUGGCUUCAUCGGAAUCCGUGGAGGCACAAUUACUAGCUGCAAUGGAGCAAAUGAAAGAAAAGUUUUCGAAAUUGCUUCUUGGAGAAGAUAUGUCAGGAGGAGGAAAAGGUGUUUCAUCGGCUUUGGCUUUAUCUAACGCCAUUACCAAUCUAGCAGCGUCUGCGUUUGGAGAACAACGGCGUUUAGAGCCAAUGGCAGCGGACAGAAAAGCGCGUUGGAGAAGAGAAAUCGGAUGGCUUAUCUCUGUGGCUGAUCAUAUUGUUGAGUUCGCUCCAACGCAACAAACAAACAAAGAUGGAUCUUCAAUGGAAGUCAUGACAACAAGACAGAGAACAGAUCUCCUCUGCAACAUUCCUGCUCUCAAGAAACUUGAUGCAAUGCUCCUCGAUUGUCUUGACAAAUUCAGGGAUCAAAAUGAGUUUUACUACGUCAAAAAAGAUUCUCCUGAUUCUUCUGAGCAAAGGAACGAUGAGAAAUGGUGGUUACCGGCGGUUAAAGUCCCACCAAACGGUCUCUCUGAGAUAUCAAGAAGGUUUCUACAGAGCCAGAAAGAAUGUGUGAAUCAAGUCCUUAAGGCGGCAAUGGCGAUAAACGCUCAAGUUCUGUCUGAAAUAGAGAUUCCUGAAAGCUACCUUGAGUCACUUCCUAAGAAUGGGAGAGCAAGCUUGGGAGAUGUGAUAUACAGAAUGAUAACAGUAGAGAAUUUUGAUGCGGAUCAAUUCCUAAUCGAAAUGGAUUUAUCAUCUGAGCACAAGAUUCUUGAUCUAAAGAACAGAAUCGAAGCGUCGAUUGUGAUAUGGAAGAGGAAAAUGGUGCAGAAGGACACAAAGUCUCCUUGGGGAUCAACAGUGAGUAUUGAGAAAAGAGAACAGUUUGAAGAAAGAGCUGAAACAAUCUUGCUUCUUCUGAAACAAGGGUAUCCAGGAAUCUCUCAAUCCGGUCUCGAUAUCAGCAAGAUUCAAUUCAACAAAGAUGUAGGACUUGCUAUAUUGGAGAGUUACUCAAGAGUGCUUGAAAGCUUGGCUCACACGGUAAUGUCGAGAAUAGAAGACGUGCUUUACGCUGAUCAGCUUACUCAAGAACCUUCAAAUGCAGCUAGCAAGAACAGAUAUGUUGCGAGAGAGAACGAGAAAACGAAAGAGGAAAGGUAUAGUUUCUCAGAUGAUAAUGCUUCAGGGACACUCUCUGAUGUAAUGCAAUGGGGUAACAAAAACAAUGAAAUGAAGAAAGAAGGCUUCUUUGGAGAUCGAGACAAACCAUUGUUGUCUAAAGUCACAGGUAUUAUGACAACCAACAAGAAGAGUUCUUAUCUUGACAAUCUUGGAACUAUGAGGAGUCCAACUGCAAGAUACUCCUGA
Molecule: messenger RNA, 1620 nt
Organism: Microthlaspi erraticum
Lineage: Eukaryota; Viridiplantae; Streptophyta; Magnoliopsida; Brassicales; Brassicaceae
Source: the annotation of a GenBank genome assembly